AUGGCCACAUACUUUGAAAGGGUUAGAGGCUACCUGGGGCAGUUGGAGGGCUAUAGCAUAGAGCAAAUCCCAAGAGAGAGGAAUACCCAUGCCGAUGCCCUCGCAAAGCUGGCUUCCACUAAGGAUGGAGAUGUCCUCAAAUCCGUACUUGUGGAAUACUUACCAAGGCCAGGCAUCAUUGAUUCAGACGUUCUUAUGGUCAGCAUCCCAAUGGAGUCGUGGGCCGACCUAAUUAUAAACUACCUGAAGGAUGGAGCUCUACCAACAGACAGGAAGGAGGCUCCAAGGUUGGUGUAUAAGGUCGCUCGGUACACCUUAGUAGAUGGAAUCCUAUAUAAGAGAGGGUUUUCUAUGCCGCUCUUGCGAUGUGUUGAUGAUGAGGAGGUGGUGAAAGUUCUGUAUGAAAUACAUGAGGGUGAAUGCGACAACCAUGUGAGUGGACCAUCCAUGGACAGAAAAGCCAUGAGGCAAGGGUACAGAGUGCCCUACAAAAUCAUCUCCGACAACGACACCCAGUUUGAGGGAGAAACGUUCGAGGAGUAUUGUAAGGAGAAAGGAAUAAGAAGAAGCUUUUCAGCUGUUGUGCUUCCACAGGCCAAUGGGCAGGUGGAGGCCAUUAACAAAGUCUUGAAGAAGAACCUAAAAACAAAGCUAUAG
Messenger RNA from Humulus lupulus (European hop), 657 nucleotides. RefSeq lists its product as uncharacterized. Gene Ontology annotation, molecular function: nucleic acid binding. Lineage: Eukaryota; Viridiplantae; Streptophyta; Magnoliopsida; Rosales; Cannabaceae. Bases 1 to 657 code for a protein of 218 amino acids. The transcript has 2 exons. Gene Ontology annotation, biological process: DNA integration. The record is from RefSeq and is a predicted model, not a curated record.